AUGGUAUACUGCGCGGCGUUCGAUUGUAACAACGACUCGAGGUACACAACUGGUAUAUCCUACCAUUGCUUUCCGAGGGAUGAAGCUCUACGAUCACAGUGGCUGGCAAAGAUCUCACGAGCGGAUCUGGUCGUUUCGAAAAACUCCAGGCUGUGCUCAGAACAUUUUACACCUGACUGCUACGAACGAGACUUGAAAGCAGAAAUUCUUGGUUUGAAACCCAGAUCUACGCUAAAACCAGGUGCAAUACCCACGGUUUUUUCGCAUAGGAGACCAUCAAAAAGACCUCGACUUUCAUCGGAGAAACGUUCAGAAGAGAAAGUCAGAAAAGAAGUAAGUGAAUCGCGAAUUACUCUCUUGUAACUGGGUUGGGUUGUUGCAAAGCUUGGGUUGUUGCAAAGCUUGGGUUGUUGCAAAGCUUGGGUUGUUGCAAACUCUUGAAGCUGCUCAUCAUUUAUGCAUGAUUGAUAAAAAAAAAUUAAAAGGUGAAUGCAGUUUGAGGGCAAUAACAAUUUAUAUCUUAAGGGAUAUCACCCGAAUAGGUUCCAUUGAGAAACAUUAAAUUGUCACAAAAAAGUAUUUCUUCUCCUUACGCAAAAAACAAUAUCCUGCCAUGGAAUUCCUUCUAGUUUCAUCAUUUUUUUUUUUUUCUGAGUAAUCUUUGUACUUCGUCUCUCCUGAAAAUUUUUGACCAAUAGGUAAACAAAAUUAAAUUGUUUCAGAAUAAAGUGAUUAUUCUUUAAUUCUAGGAACAUUAUACCUGUCCCUUGUUAACUAGCAGGUGAACAAAAUUAGUACAAAUAGACUAUAUAUAAGUUGUGGAUAUUAUUCUUUAAAUAAUGAAUUCUUUUAACCUUCUUUACUUCUAUGUGAAUAAAAACUUAAUACAACUGGAAAUUCUAAGUUGAAACCAGUGCAGGCUUUCAACCAAAGGAGGGCAGGGUCAGGUGUUAUAUUUUCCAAGAAAAUCCCAUUGAAUCAUUGUGUAACCAUAUAGUAGCAUAGUUUAUCCCCCAUACCUAAAUUUUUAUUCUCUCAAAGGGUCACUAACCCAUACCAUAACAGAGUUAAUAUUUUUUUUCUGUUAUAGUAUAUAGCCUCUAUCACUGCACAACCUAGUUGUGGAAUCGAAGAACAUGCAGCUUCAGCUUUAGAACAGCCUGCACCUGUUGAUGUAGUGAAUUGUGGAGCAAGUACAUCAACCUCAGACAGCCCAUUAUAUCCACUCCCACAUGAUUUAGGGCCUAAAAGCACGUUGGUUGAGUCACAAGCAGUGCAGGUGAAUUUGCCAAACAAGGGUGUGGAUUUUGGGAUCCAAGUCAAUCUUCGUGGUCUCCAUUUAAUGAUGAAAUCUACUGACACCCAAGUCGAGGUUGAGGUUUCAGAAAGCAGCACCCAGACUGAAGAGGUAUUCCUUCCUGAAAUUGAAGAUAACAAAGAAGAAGCAACUGAAGCUGCUGCUUCCCCAGAAGUCUCUCCAAGAAAAGAUAGCAUCUACCUUCCCACAAAACAGGAAGAUUCAGAUGAUUCGAACUUGUCAGGAUCAGACAACGAACACCAAGGGGAAACAAAAUGUGAAAAGCCACAGGAUGAUACCAAAUACAUUGUAUUUAAACAAGAGCUAUUUAAAUUGUUUAAGUACUGUCCUGAGUGUGGUGCAGUUGUGAUUAAGAGGAACCAAUCCACAUAAGGAAGCCAACUAUUUGUCACCCUAGAAUGUAUGAAUAAUCAUAAGUACUCCUGGCAAAGCCAGCCAAUGCUUGAGGGGAUGGAAGCUGGAAAUUUGUUGCUGUCAUCAUCUAUUAUGCUCAGUGGCUCUACCUUUACAAAAGUAGCAUCUUUAGCAGAUAUCUUAAAUUUAAAAAUUUUCAGUGAGAAAACAUUUUAUAACAUUCAAAACAAGUACUUAUUACCCGUAAUCAAUGAGUUCUGGCUUAAAGAACAAAAUUCCACUUUUUCUGAGCUAGGGGGGCCAGAUCUGUGGCUUUCAGGGGAUGGGAGUUGUGACAGUCCUUGCCAUAAUGCAAAUUAUGGGACAUAUACCAUGAUUGAUCAGAAAACUGAUAAGAUUGUUGACUCCAAGGUUGUUCAGGUCAGCGAAGUAAAUAAUAGCAAUGCCAUGGAAAAAGAGGGUUUUAAACGCUGUAUGGAAAACAUCUAUGAAAAAGGGGGGAAAGUUAUGGUUGUUGCAACUGACCGUCAUGUGGGCAUUAGGGCUGACAUGAAAAGAAAUUUCCCUGAAGUUGAUCAUCAAUUUGAUGUGUGGCACCUUUCCAAGAGUAUAACUAAAAAGUUAGCCAAAAAAGCAAAGAAAAAAGAAUGUGCUGAUCUCUCUCGCUGGAUCAGAUCCAUCUCAAACCACCUUUGGUGGUGUGCCAAAACUUAUGGGGGAGACAAGGAGAUGUUGAGAGAGAAGUGAAUAUCCAUUGUCUAACACACUGCCAAUAUCCACUCCUGGGAUUCAGCUGACCUGUAUGAGGAAUGUGCCCACCAACCAAUCCCUCCAGCUAUCGCAAGAACUAAAAGGUGGCUUAGGCCUGGCUCCUCUGCUCAUAAUGCAUUGAAGGAGGUUGUAUUCGAUAAAAAUCUGUUGAAGGACAUUCAGCAACUAACACUAAGUUGUCAUACUGGCAAUUUAGAGGUGUACCAUAGUGUGCAGACCAAAUAUGCACCCAAACGGCAGCACUUCUCUUAUAAUGGCAUGGUUGCUCGAACUCAGUUGGCAGCACUAGACCAUAAUGCCAACACUGGUAGACAACAAGCCACUGUAUCCAGGGGUGCCAACCAAGGGGAGCUGCAAUAUAAGGUAGUGUUUCCGAAAAUAACAAAAGAAUGG
Messenger RNA from Pocillopora meandrina, 2836 nucleotides. Lineage: Eukaryota; Metazoa; Cnidaria; Anthozoa; Scleractinia; Pocilloporidae. The record is from the annotation of a GenBank genome assembly.